Molecule: messenger RNA, 875 nt
Organism: Ornithodoros turicata
Lineage: Eukaryota; Metazoa; Arthropoda; Arachnida; Ixodida; Argasidae
Exons: 2
Coding region: 235-663 (142 amino acids)
Source: RefSeq, a predicted model, not a curated record
UCUUUUGUUCAACUGCUGUGUCAGUGUUCUUCGGGGUUACGGCGGGGUCGAAUACGGAACCACCCCGGGUUUGUGGGCCGAGGUUCCCACAAAAUUGGCGCCCAACGUGGGUGUUUUCGACCCGUCGUACCGUUUUCCCCGGAGGGCACGGCAUAGUUGCAGUUAGUGUGCAUUUUUGUUUGCUUUCUUCGUUCUGCCGCCGUCUGCGUUGCAACGCAGGUUCUUCGACCGGAGAUGCCUCCCAGGAAGAAGCACGACCCAGACAGUGACGAGGACGAGCCUGCGCCAGUGGCUGAGGACUUGCUUCGACAGAUGGCAUCCCUCUGUACGUUACUGACGCAGCAGCUUGGUAGCAGCACGCCCGCCGCCCAGCCGUCCCCGGACACGCAGCUGCGCCUGAACUUGCCGGUACCGACAUUUUCGGGCUACAGCGACUCCAAGUCGGCUGAAGAUUUCCUCGCCGACUUGAGUGCUUACCAAACUGCCGUUGGAGCCACCGACGACGUCAUUCUGCGUCGAGUACUUCCCGCAGCGCUGUGGCCUUGGUCCCGCUUGCGUGCCGAUUGCAAGAUGACAUCUGCAACAUUGGACCUUUCAUCGUGGUGCGCGUUUUGGGCAAAGACGUUGCAGGUUUGGUGGACACCGGAGCAGCUGUUUCCCUGAUCGGCGACACCAUCCACGACUGGUGCCGGGAGCGGAACAUCUCGGUACGGACGACCAGGACUUUCCUAAGGCUCGCCUCUGAUGCGGUUGUACCUGCCGGUGGCGCGGUGCGCCUUACCUUGACUGUCGAUGGACAUCGGGUCAGACAACGCUUUGUUUACCUUCCUGGACUGGCAGGAGCAAUGAUCCUGGGACGCGACUUCAUUAUCCGG